AUAAAUAUAAUUUUCAAGCCACAGAUGCUAACAAAGUCAGAGACGACCUUUAAAGAAAAGACCAUGACAGAGCUGAGGAAGGUGAACAGCCGAAUAAAACAAACUCGAAUGCAGCAAGAAUCAGUAAUGCAGGAAACCGAGCAGCUAUACGAUGAAAAGUUACUUGUCCAGACUGAAAACCAAUUCUUUCUGGAAUACCUAGACAAGGAAAUUGAGGAGUACAGAAGGAAGCCUGAAGAGCUAUGGGAACAUUAUUUACAAAAAAGUGAGGAGAUUGAACAAAGGAGACAAGAAUCAGCCUCCAGAUAUGCAAAACAAACCUCAGUGUUUAAAGGGGAGCUCUUGCAGAAGGAAAACCUCCAAUCCAAUUUAAAGCAGCAGUUGCAGGCACUGAGGGAUGUUUCCCUUGUAAAGGAGAAACAGGAGAGAGAAAUACAGAUGUUACAGGAGAAGAAAAAGGAAGCCCAAGCUGAGAUCGAUGCAAAGAAAUUGGAAGUCCAGCUCCAGAUGGUCCAGGAAAAAGCAUUACUGGAAAAACAACUGAGUGAGCCAGACCCGAGGCAGUUGGGAAAAAGAAAAAGAGAAGAGCUUGAAAGGAAGGCCCAGGCCUUGGAGGCAGGAGCAAAGCAGUAUACUUUUGAGUUCUACCAUGACAUGAGGAGAGAGAACGAGCAGUUAAAGAAGGAAUUACAGCAGCAAACUCAGCACUGCCAGGAGUUGGAGGCUAUUAGGAGCUGGCUCAAAAAUCAAAAGCGGCAGCUCCAGCAGGAACAGUGGUAUAUGGACUGCUUAGUCCGGGGGAGGAACCGACUACAGAGAAGGCAUAACCCGUGCCCAGGACAGGGUGCUCCAAAGACCACAAUAACACCUCUCCUAAUCACCAAAUCAAAUAUUAAUCCAAAGCAAUUCCCAAAACAACACUGA
Messenger RNA from Puma concolor (puma), 924 nucleotides. NCBI's taxonomy places the organism in Eukaryota, Metazoa, Chordata, Mammalia, Carnivora, Felidae. The record is from RefSeq and is a predicted model, not a curated record.